This is a messenger RNA of Euleptes europaea (tarantolino), 4853 nucleotides long. It is a transcript of the gene USP32, whose product is annotated as ubiquitin specific peptidase 32. The transcript has 34 exons. Gene Ontology annotation, molecular function: calcium ion binding; cysteine-type deubiquitinase activity. The coding region runs from base 27 to 4853 and encodes 1608 amino acids. The record is from RefSeq and is a predicted model, not a curated record. Lineage: Eukaryota; Metazoa; Chordata; Lepidosauria; Squamata; Sphaerodactylidae. Gene Ontology annotation, cellular component: Golgi apparatus. Gene Ontology annotation, biological process: protein deubiquitination.
CGUCCGCCAUGGACUGAGGCGACGCGAUGGGCAACAAGGAGUCCCGCAUCGGCUUCCUCACCUACGACGAGGCCCUGCGGAGGGUGACGGACAUAGAGCUGAAGCGGCUGAAAGAUGCUUUCAAGAGGACCUGUGGACUCUCAUGCUACAUGAGCCAGCAGUGCUUCAUUAGGGAAGUGCUCGGGGAUGGAGUCCCUCCAAAGGUUGCAGAGGUCAUAUACUGUUCUUUCGGCGGCACAUCCAAAGGACUACAUUUCAAUAACCUGAUUGUGGGCCUGGUCCUCCUGACAAGGGGUCGAGAUGAAGAGAAGGCAAAAUACAUCUUCAGCCUCUUUGCGAAUGAAUCUGGCAGCUAUGUUGUCCGUGAAGAGAUGGAGAGGAUGCUCCAGGUGGUCGAUGGAAAAGUCCCGGAAACUGUCAAGAAAUGCUUCUCAGAGGGUGAAAAGGUAAAUUACGACAAAUUCAGGAACUGGUUGUUGCACAACAAAGAGGCCUUCACAUUUUCCCGCUGGCUGCUAUCUGGAGGAGUGUACGUGACCCUCACGGAUGACAGCGACACCCCCACUUUCUAUCAGACUCUCGCUGGAGUCACGCACUUGGAAGAAUCGGAUAUCAUUGAUCUCGAGAAACGGUAUUGGCUCCUGAAAGCUCAAUCGCGGACGGGGCGUUUUGAUCUGGAAACGUUCAGCCCUUUGGUUUCUCCUCCAAUCCAUCCCUCUCUGGGCGAAGGUCUGUUUAAUGCCUUUGAUGAAAACCGUGACAACCACAUAGACUUCAAAGAAAUCUCCUGUGGACUGUCAGCCUGCUGUAGGGGACCGGUGGCAGAAAGGCAAAAAUUUUGCUUCAAGGUUUUCGAUGUUGAUCGUGACUGCGUUUUAUCUCGUGUUGAGCUCGAGGAAAUGGUGGUUGCCCUUUUGGAAGUAUGGAAGGAUAAUCGAACAGAUGACAUUCCUGAGCUUCACAUGAAUCCAGCUGACAUUGUAGAGAGUGUCUUGAAGACUCAUGACACCACCAAGCUCGGCCACCUCACUCUGGAGGAUUACCAGAUCUGGAGUGUGAAGAGUGCUCUUGCCAAUGAAUUUUUAAAUCUGCUUUUCCAGGUGUGCCAUAUAGUCUUAGGAUUAAGGCCAGCCACUCCAGAAGAGGAAGGUCAGAUAAUUAGGGGCUGGUUAGAACGAGAGAGCCGGUACGGACUCCAGCCGGGGCACAAUUGGUUUCUUAUUGCGUCUCAGUGGUGGCAGCAGUGGAAGGAAUAUGUCAUAUAUGAAGCAAACCCUGUUGUGAUAGCGCCCUCAUCCGUCUUAAACGGAGGUAAGAAUUUGCUCCUGGCUCCUGCAUCCCAUACGCCAGAGCAGGGAGAAGACAAAACAGACAGUUUAAAUCGCUUCAGUGCCACAGAAGAAAAGUGUUCAGAUAACAUUUCCACUGCGUCAGAAGCCUCAGAGACCACUAGCAAGAGCUUCCUUUAUGGCUCCUCAUCCAGCACCGACAUGUGUUUCCCUCGGCAACUGAACACUUCAGACAAUAACAACCAGUGCCUGCUUGGAUCCAAUGGGAACAUGUUAGCCCAACUAAAUCCCCAGCCACCUGGAGCUAUCGAUAACCUGCCUCUUGUAACUCAAGAGCCAAUGAAGGCUCCGUCGCUGACUUUGGAAGGUGGUCGACUCAGGCAGUCCCCCCAGUUAAUUCAAGGGAAGCAUUAUGAAAUUGUCCCAGAGCCGGUCUGGAGGGCUCUUUACAACUGGUACACCGCGAACCUGUCUUUACCAAGACCUGUGAUCCGAAACAGCGCGAAGAACCAGCCCGAGCUGGAACUCUUCCCCCGCUACCUGCUCUUCCUGAGACAGCAGCCGGCCACCCGGUCGCAGCAGUCCAACAUCUGGGUGAACCUGGGGAACGUGCCCUCUCCCAAUGCACCCUUGAAGAGAGUCUUGGCCUACACGGGCUGCUUCAGUCGCAUACAGACAAUCAAGGAGAUCCAUGAGUACCUGUCGCAGAGGCUGCGGAUAAAGGAGGAGGACAUGCGCCUGUGGCUGUACAACAGCGAGAACUACCUUACUCUUUUGGACGAUGAGGACCACACGUUGGAGUAUCUGAACAUACAAGAUGAGCAGCAUCUAAUAAUAGAAGUCCGAAACAAAGACAUGAGCUGGCCGGAGGAGAUGUCCUUUAUAGCAAACAGCAGUAAAAUUGACCGGCACAAGGUCCCUACCGAAAAGGGCGCCACUGGCUUGAGCAACCUCGGGAACACCUGCUUCAUGAAUUCCAGCAUCCAGUGUGUCAGCAACACGCAGCCCCUCACACAGUAUUUCAUCUCAGGCAGACACCUCUAUGAGCUGAACAGGACUAACCCGAUAGGUAUGAAGGGGCACAUGGCCAAGUGCUACGGAGAUCUAAUUCAAGAGCUGUGGAGUGGAACUCAAAAGAACAUUGCUCCCUUGAAAUUGCGGUGGACGAUCGCUAAAUAUGCGCCCAGGUUUAACGGUUUCCAGCAGCAAGACUCACAAGAGCUCCUGGCUUUUCUCUUGGAUGGUCUUCAUGAGGAUCUGAACAGAGUUCACGACAAGCCAUAUGUAGAACUGAAAGACAGCGACGGCCGGCCAGAUUGGGAAGUAGCGGCAGAGGCCUGGGAAAACCAUCUUCGAAGGAACCGUUCCAUCGUAGUGGACCUCUUCCACGGGCAGCUGCGGUCUCAAGUGAAGUGCAAGACCUGCGGGCACAUCAGCGUCCGCUUCGACCCUUUUAAUUUUUUAUCUUUGCCCCUCCCGAUGGACAGCUACAUGCACUUAGAGAUUACAGUAAUUAAGCUAGACGGUACGACCCCGGUUCGGUAUGGACUGAGGCUGAACAUGGACGAAAAGUACACCGGCUUGAAAAAGCAGCUGAGUGACCUUUGCGGGCUGAAGCCGGAGCAGAUCCUCCUGGCGGAAGUUCUCAACUCAAACAUCAAGAACUUCCCUCAAGACAACCAGAAGGUUCGAUCAGGGAGCGGCUUGUGUGCGUUUGAGGUACCGAUCCCCGGAUCCCCCAUAUCGGCUUCUCCCAGUCCAGUGCAAACAGAUUUCUGCAGCGGGCCAGCAGCUAACGGGAUGAUCAGCAUGCUGAUGAUGAACGGCGAUCUUCCCCGGCCUACCCUGAUCCCGAACGGGAUGCCAAACACAGUAGUGCCAUGCAGGACAGAGAACGGCCUCUCCAACGGGGUGAUGAAUGGUCACCGGCCCUCUCCUUCAGACAGCCCCUUCAUAGGCUACAUAAUUGCCAUCCAUAGAAAAAUGAUGCGGACGGAACUGUACUUCCUUUCCUCUCAGAAGAAUCGACCGAGCCUCUUUGGAAUGCCUCUGAUCGUUCCUUGCACUGUGCACACGCGGAAGAAGGACUUGUACGAUGCAGUCUGGAUCCAGGUCUCUCGCCUGGCGAGUCCCCUCCCUCCCCAGGAAGCCAGUAACCACGCUCAGGACUGUGAUGACAGCAUGGGGUACCAAUACCCGUUCACGCUACGAGUGGUUCAGAAGGACGGCAACUCCUGUGCUUGGUGUCCGUGGUACAGGUUUUGCCGGGGCUGUAAAAUUGACUGCACAGAAGAGGGAGCUUACCUUGGGAAUGCAUACAUAGCUGUUGAUUGGGACCCUACAGCGCUUCAUCUCCGCUACCAAACAUCACAAGAAAGGAUAGUGGAGGAGCACAGAAGUGUGGAGCAAAGCCGGAGGGGUCAGGCCGAGCCCAUCAACCUGGACAGCUGCUUGCGGGCGUUCACCAGCGAAGAGGAGCUAGGCGAGGACGAGAUGUACUACUGCUCCAAGUGCAAGACCCACUGCCUGGCCACCAAGAAGCUGGACCUCUGGAGGCUUCCCCCUAUCCUGAUAAUCCACUUGAAGCGCUUCCAGUUUGUCAAUGGUCGCUGGAUAAAAUCCCAGAAAAUUGUCAAGUUUCCCCGGGAGAAUUUUGACCCAAGUGCCUUUCUGGUGCCAAGAGAUCCCCGCUGCUGGGCGCUGAAGGUGCUGACCCCGCAGGCCGAAGACCUUUCCUUGCCACAGGCCCUGCAGGAGGAGUGUCGGCGGGUGGAGACACCAAACACCGGCGGGGCAGGGGAGGGCGAUGCUCUAACCCGCAGCCCCUCCUCCCUCAACGCUUCAAGCAUCUUAAACAACAUCAAAGCAUCUCCAUCUUCCGGGAGGAAAUGCUCGGCAGGCUGCCCGUCAAGCAAAACCAUGAGCCCAACCAGUAGCCCAAGGACUUUGGGGAGAGGCAAGGGGCGCCUCCGGCUUCCCCAGUUGUAUAAAAACAAACUGUCCGGUAGCAAAGAGAACUUGGAUGCCGGGCGCGAGAACGGUACUGAUCCGGAUCAGAAGGUCACCCCUGACCAUGGAGACAGCCUGGGACCGGGGCACGCCUUGGGAGGCAGCCAGGGCGAACUCUUUGCCGCUCAGGACAGUGAAGUGACUUUAGCCAAUGGCUACCUUUGCACACAGAACUCGCACAGCGAUGGCAGCAUCAACGGUCAGCUCGAAACCUGCGGGGAGGAGGAGCUCGGAGACGACCAAAGAGAAGUCUGUAAUAACCCCAUCUACAACCUAUAUGCAAUUUCGUGCCAUUCAGGAAUUAUGGGAGGAGGUCACUACGUCACUUAUGCCAAAAACCCUAAUGACAAGUGGUAUUGUUACAACGACAGCAGCUGUAAGGAAUUGCAUCCUGACGAAAUUGACACGGACUCCGCCUACAUCCUUUUCUAUGAGCAGCAAGAGGUGGACUAUGCCCAGUUCCUGCCCAAGAUCGACGGCAAGAACAUGGCGGACACGAGCAGCAUGGAUGAGGACUUUGAGUCGGACUACAGGAAGUACUGCGUUCUGCAGUAA